Messenger RNA from Malassezia vespertilionis, 1569 nucleotides. RefSeq lists its product as uncharacterized. Gene Ontology annotation, biological process: actin cortical patch localization. The coding region runs from base 1 to 1569 and encodes 522 amino acids. The record is from RefSeq and is a predicted model, not a curated record. The transcript has a single exon. Lineage: Eukaryota; Fungi; Basidiomycota; Malasseziomycetes; Malasseziales; Malasseziaceae. Gene Ontology annotation, cellular component: plasma membrane.
AUGGACGCCGCGUACCCGUGCAAUCCGGGGAUCGACAAGCAGUGCGUGGCGCCCAACACUGACGGUAGCCUUGCCGCACAGCAAAUGCUGCCCGACCGGAUGCACAACCACGAGGAGGACUGGACACUGCUUGUGCGCCGCGUCUCGGACCUCGACGGACUGUCCUCUCGGCCCAAGCGGCCGACCCAUGUACUGAGCAGCGAUACAUGUCGCGACGGCACCAGUACCAUGAUCUACAUUCUCAACUACGCGCGGUCCAUGCAUGGCGACGAUCAGGUGCGCGGCGGUGCGAUAUGGUCCAUAGCACUUGGGACUAUGCACCCGCACGUAAGCAUGUUCAAGCCGCUGCUUGUGCUUGCAAUGAAGGCGUACCUCGACUCGAGGUGCCACGCUGUACUCGAGACGCUUUUUCACGCGGCCAACUCGCUGGAUCUGACGCAGCUCCCUUGCCUGACGCGGGCUGAAAAGCUGCUUUUACGUACGCCAGUGCUGGAUCCGGGCAUGCCGCGCUCGGCGCGCCGAGCGCCAAGCGCGCCGAUGCCGCAACACACACCGCACGGCUGGAGUAAACGGUCGCGCGUCAAAGUACACAGCAUGCGCAUCUCUGAUCCGAGUCCACAGCAUGCAUGCAAGACCCACUAUUCUACGAAAUUUGUGUACGAUCGUAUGAGCAUCCCUGUGCACGUCCCGCUCGCUCUCUUCCCCGACGAACUCGGCGAGUACUCGCUCACAAACCUGCUCACGCUUGUGUCGCAAGGCAGCACGCCACGCACAACGCUGCACCCGCACCUGCACACGAAUGGCACACAUACACACCCUGUCGUCUUGCUGUUUAACGCACUCAUCACAAAUAAGCGCGUCCUGUUUGUCGGCUACCGAACCGAGGCACACACCGUGGUGGAUUUUGUGCUUGCUGCCUGUGCGCUUGCAAGCGGAAGCGGUGCGAUAUUGCGUGGGUUCUUGGACCAGACGAUCCCGUACGCAACGCUAGCCGAUCUCGAUGCACUCAACAAGAUGGACGGGUUCAUUGCGGGGGUUACCAACCCCCGAUUCGAGCAGCUCCCGGUGUGGGAUGUGAUGUGCAAUGUGGAUACAGGGAAGAUUUCGCUCGGAAAGCACAUCAUCCCUGCAAGCACGUUCAGCCCGCGCUGCACUUUUGUCCCGCACAAGGGCAAACACGGCUCUGCGUACGGCGCGCAGGAUGACAUGCAUGCUAUUUGGAGUACCGGAGACGUGCGCGCCAAUUCAGCAGAUGGUCAGUUUGUCCAGCAGCUGCUCAGCAAAAUCAAGGCACAUGCAAGCGAGGCUUCUGUGCGCUGGACAUGGCAAAUGUACGUAAAUAUCUUUGUGUGCAAUGCGGCGCGGCACGAGCUCCGCUUCUACGGAGAUACACUGUUGGCUGUAACGUCGCAGGACGUAACGUGGGGCGACGAAAUAAGCACACUGCGUGCGAAUGCAAUGCGCGCCGAGGGAUGGCGCACUUCUCCGAGCUACCAGAUGUAUAUACGCGACGUGACGUACGACCGCCGUUUGGCGCGCAACUGCGAAGAAGCGUGUGCGAUCGACUAG